Macrosteles quadrilineatus (aster leafhopper) is the source of this 4566-nucleotide messenger RNA. RefSeq names its product calcium-transporting ATPase type 2C member 1-like. NCBI's taxonomy places the organism in Eukaryota, Metazoa, Arthropoda, Insecta, Hemiptera, Cicadellidae. Gene Ontology annotation, cellular component: plasma membrane; Golgi membrane; endoplasmic reticulum. Gene Ontology annotation, molecular function: ATP binding; P-type calcium transporter activity; ATP hydrolysis activity. The record is from RefSeq and is a predicted model, not a curated record. Gene Ontology annotation, biological process: manganese ion transport; calcium ion transmembrane transport; intracellular calcium ion homeostasis.
UGUUACCUAGUGCAGACGACAUCGUGUAAAGCAGAACAUUUCGCGUAAUGUAGUUUAAGAUGUUUAGGUUUCUAAAUUUAAUCCUAAAUCCGUGAAAUUGUGAAUAAAAAAGUACAAGUUUCGUGUAAAUAUGAAGUAUAGUAUGAAUGCUAAGUAUGAACAACUAUCUAAAAGAAGUUCCGGCUCAUUGAUUGAUGACGAGAGCAUCGGUUCUCCUGGGAGUCAAAGUUCUGGAAAGUGGUUUAGUAUGGAGAAUGAAUUUGAAACCGUGUUGGAUCCUUUGAUUUCUGAUGAUGUGGCAGAGGAAGAGAUGUGGCUGGGGACGACAGAGGCGGCCACGCUGGGAGCGGAGGAGGUGGCGGCCCGGCUCCGAGUGGACCUGCGCAACGGCCUGUGGUGGCGCGAGGCGGAACUGCGCAGACAGCUGGCUGGUCACAACGAGUUCUGCGUCAAGGAGGAGGAUCCACUGUGGAAGAAAUACAUUGAACAGUUCAAAAACCCCCUGAUUCUUCUUCUCCUUGCAUCUGCGUUAGUGAGUGUUUGUAUGAGGCAGCUCGACGAUGCUGUUAGCAUCACUGUCGCCAUCAUUAUUGUUGUGAUUGCAUUCGUACAGGAAUAUCGGUCGGAGAAAUCUCUGGAAGAGUUGACGAAACUCGUCCCACCUACAUGCCAUUGUCUAAGGGAAGGUAGGUUGGAGACGUUUCUUGCCAGAGAGUUAGUACCAGGUGAUGUCGUCCAUCUCAACGUGGGAGACCGCGUACCUGCUGACAUCAGACUGUUUGAGGCAAUUGACCUGGCUGUUGAUGAGAGCAGCUUUACGGGAGAGACCGAGCCGUCCGCCAAGAUCACGGCUCCGAUUCUCAAGACUAACGGCCACUCGAGCAUGAAGAACAUCGCCUUCAUGGGCACACUGGUGCGAUGUGGCAACGGCAAGGGUCUCGUGGUCAACACUGGGGAGAAAAGUGAGUUCGGAGAGGUGUUCAAGAUGAUGCAGGCAGAGGAGGCCCCCAAGACACCACUACAGAAGAGUAUGGACAUCCUGGGUACACAGCUUUCAUUGUACAGUUUCUGUAUUAUUGGCCUGAUCAUGGGUAUCGGCUGGCUUCAGGGAAAGGCUAUUCUAGAAAUGUUCACUAUUGGUGUCAGUCUGGCAGUAGCAGCUAUACCUGAAGGACUUCCCAUCGUAGUCACAGUCACUCUGGCAUUGGGAGUCAUGAGGAUGGCGAAGAGAAAAGCAAUCAUCAAGAAACUCCCCACCGUAGAAACUCUGGGUUGUGUCAGUGUGAUAUGUUCAGACAAGACUGGGACCAUCACCAAGAAUGAGAUGACUGUCACUGUCAUAGUCACAGCUGAUGGACAUUUGGCUGAGGUGUCAGGCGCUGGAUACAAUGACCAGGGUGAGAUCCACAUCCACAAGUGUGACAGCGUGGAUAAGGCUCGUGAAUCCAUCUACAGGCUUCUUGAGGUUGGAUGUGUUUGUAAUAACGCUGUGAUCAACGGAGAGACGCUGCUCGGUCAACCGACGGAAGGCGCUCUUCUAGCUGUAGCAAAUAAGAACAACAUGUAUGGAGUGGCGGAGAAGUAUGUGAGGCUACAGGAAUAUCCCUUUAGCUCUGAACAGAAGAUGAUGGCAGUCAAAGUGGUGCCUAAGUAUGACGAUAACAAGGAAGACAUUUUCUUUGUGAAGGGAGCUCUAGAGAAGGUGCUUCAGCAGUGUACCAAGUACAUGAGCAAUGGCACCACACAGCCUCUGAAUGUCAAGAAGGAACAAGAGUAUCUGGCGGAGGCCUACGAGAUUGGCAGGAAGGGGCUUAGAGUGGUUGGGCUGGCACGAGGUAGCAGUCUGCAAGAUCUGGUAUACAUGGGGCUAGUGGGCAUCUGUGACCCUCCACGACCUUUUGUACGAGAGUCCAUACAGACGCUGCUACAGAGUGGGGUCAAGGUCAAGAUGGUGACUGGGGACGCGCAAGAGACAGCUGUGGCAAUUGCCAGUAUGAUAGGACUGGAUGUUAUACAUGGACAGGUGCUCAGUGGAGACCAGAUAGACCAGAUGUCAGAACAUCAGCUAGAGCAGAUAGUGGGCAAUGUCACUGUGUUCUACAGAGUAACUCCCAGACACAAACUGUGCAUUGUCAAGGCGUUCCAGAGGGCAGGAGUGAUAGUAGCGAUGACUGGCGAUGGAGUGAAUGACGGAGUAGCUCUCAAGCGAGCGGACAUUGGGAUAGCGAUGGGCAAGAAUGGCACAGACGUGUGUAAGGAAGCAGCAGACAUGAUACUGGUGGACGACGAUUUCAACACGAUCAUAGCUGCUAUUGAGGAAGGUAAGGCAAUAUUCUACAACAUCCGCAACUUUGUGAGAUUCCAGCUGAGUACAAGCAUUGCUGCGUUGUCUCUCAUUGCGCUGGCUACCAUCAUGGGCAUCCCGAACCCUCUCAACGCCAUGCAGAUCCUGUGGAUAAACAUCAUCAUGGACGGCCCUCCGGCUCAGAGUCUGGGAGUUGAACCCGUUGAUUCUGACGUUGUCAAGCAGAGACCUCGUAAUCCCAAGGAACCAAUGAUCACUCGUCAGUUGAUAACUAACGUGUUGCUCUCUGCGUCCAUCAUCAUCUUUGGCACUCUGUGGGUCUUCAAGCGAGAGAUGAGUGACAACAUUAUCACCCCGAGAGAUACAACAAUGACCUUCACAUGUUUCGUAUUCUUUGACAUGUUCAACGCUCUAAGCUGCCGUUCACAGACAAAGUCCGUGUUCACCAUUGGUCUGUUCACCAACCGCAUGUUCCUGUUGGCUGUCAUGUUCUCUGUGGUUGGUCAGCUGUUGGUGAUCUACGCUCCUCCUCUACAGGUCGUGUUCCAGACUGAAGCCCUCACGCUGCAAGAUAUAGUGUUUCUCGUCUCACUGACGUCUACAGUGUUCAUCUUCUCGGAGAUCAAGAAGCUGAUUGAAAGGUCGUGUGAACGACGUCUGCGACAACCCAAAAGUGCGAUGGACUUCGUAUGACAUCAGACUUCUCCCAGAGGCAAGACUAGGCGAGAUUAACCCUCAUAACAUACAAUGUUAUUUAUUCUGUUUUUACUCUAAAUAGUUUUAAUUAUCGAUUUGUUUUGACGCAGACUAAAGUGUUGAAUCUGCUUGAAUUGUUUGGCUGUUAUAAUGGUGGAAUCGUGUAAACUCUCUUUAGCUUUUCUAAUGUGGACUCGAAAGUUUUUGAAGAAAAUUUACUGUAAUUCACCAUACGAGUUAUCAAAGAUUGUACUACUUGGGUACAACGAUUUUGCAAUAAGUCAAUCAAUGACUUGAUUAUAACCUUUUUUUAAUGUGUUUAGCAAUAAAUUGUAUAUGUGUAUGGAUAAAAAUUUAGAGUUCUUAGACGUUACAGAGUUCUUAGACAAAGAGUUGCAUCUUCUUUCACAUAAAUAAAAACAUCAAAAUUAUAUAUUUUUUCCAACACACCAAUCAACUCUUUCAAAAAGUUGACUAAACAGUUUUGUGUUGGGAUCGCUCUUCCUUAAUUUAAUCAUAAUUAUAGUUCAUUUGUCGUAUUGAUAAGGUGUCAGAUAUAACGCUAAACAUUGUUCUUUUGACAUUUUUUUCAGAAAAAUUUUACUUGUACAGUAUUAAAAUUUAAUAUUACAAAAAAUACUACUUGUGUUUAGAGUCUUAUAAGUAUGAUCAGACUCUCUACAACAUUUACACAAUUUAACUACCUAACAAUGACUCCUUCUAGUAGUACUUAACUAAAGUUCCACAACGGCAAUACGAUUCAGACGGUCAACACUUUGGUCUCUUGUAUAUAUUUAGUUAAGGGUUAGUAGUUUUUAAGUUGAUUCGAUCUUGUCCGUGUAAUGUUUUGUACUUAUGUUUCCCUCCUAGCGUUCCUCCCCCUGGUAGUGUAGCACACAUAGUACCAACUGUCCCAACCUUAAAACUACACAGCGCCAUAAAUGUACAUUCCAGAUCCCUCCCCACAGUUUCCUUACUGUUUCAUCUUUGAUCAAAUCAUCACCAAGUCAUUCUAUUCUAGCUUUUCAACAGGGUGUCCUGUAUGAAUUUUGUAUUUUUUAAUCGUACUAGCAGCUUUGUGUAUUGUUUUGUCUAUUUUAUGUUCUUUUAUAGAUGUUAUAUAAAUUGUGAUUUUAGUAAUUACCAUUUUCGUGCUCAUUUAAAUGAAAACAAUUACUUACGACGUAACAUUCGAUAUUGUCAUUAGUAUCAAAAAUAUUUUUAUUAAAUUUUAUUUCUUUAAUUUUGUUUUCUUUCUAACCUACUGAUAGUUUAAGUAUACUUGUUUUUAUCGAUGCAUUUUGGUUUAAAAGACAAUUGCAUUUAAGAAAUUUGAGUAUUUUUUUACUUAGUGUGAUGUAUGCUGAAAUUUGUAUUUUUAAUUAAGUGAUGAUAGUUUUAAGAGGGGUUUUUUGAUUGCAUAAUUGUGCUGGUGCAAUCGCUGUCAAAACCCAUGCCAAAAACCGAUCAUGAGUUGUGUUUAGAAUAAGCAAACAUUAUUAUAUAAUAGAAACAAAUUUGUGAUCAUAGUUUCCUAAUGUAAUUGAAUUAAAAUUUUAUUUUUA